CUCAUCUCGUUCACUAGUUCACUCUUCCAUUCACAAUGGCUGCCUGCUCCAUCAAACCAACCGUCGCAACAGACCGGAUUGCUCAGUUCCUCGCGACGCAGAAGUUUGCCGUCGUUGGCGCGUCGGCUGAUCCAUCCAAGAUCGGCAACUCUGUGCUGCUCAAGUACAAGCAGGCCAACAAGCAUGUUGUGCCAGUCAACCCAAAGGCACCCGAGAUCGAAGGACUGGUCUGCGUGACGAGCCUGUCGCAGCUGACCGAGCCGUCGCGUUACUCUGUUUCAGUCAUCACUCCGCCCGCCGUGUCGGAGGGUAUCAUUCAAGACGCAAUCAACCUUGGAAUCAAGAACGUCUGGCUCCAGCCCGGUGCAGAGUCAGCCAAGGCCAUCCAACUCGCAGAGCAAGCCAACAUCAAUCUCAUUCAUGGCGGCCCUUGCGUUCUGCGUCUCAGCAGCUUGUGACAAGCUAGAGGAGGACAUGUACAAGCUUAGGCUCUGUUGUAAAUAGGACACGCUGAAUGACAGACUUAUUCUGAGGGAUGUUACUCUUGCAUUUUGAACGAUUCAAGAAGUCCUGCUCUGCUCGGACGUGUGAGCGAGUAAUGAAAAUAUAAAUUCUCAAGCGCA
Molecule: messenger RNA, 623 nt
Organism: Capsaspora owczarzaki ATCC 30864
Lineage: Eukaryota; Filasterea; Ministeriida; Capsasporidae
Exons: 3
Coding region: 36-458 (140 amino acids)
Source: RefSeq, a predicted model, not a curated record